CUUAUUCCAGCAGCCAUUUUCUUGGUGUACCGGCACUGGGCACAGACGGGCAUAAAACGGAAGAGCUAGUAGCUUUUAACAUAACGACGAUCUUUCCUGCCGUCUCGCUCAUUAUUUUUUUAAGUACAUACAGCCCAACACAGGUUCUCAAUUCUAUUUACCUUUACCGGUUGGAGUUCUUGUCUCGUUCCUUUCUCGGUCUCCCGCCGUUUCACUCUUAACCACUCUAAGUAACGUUGAACCAGACAGUCAUUGUUGUUUAAUCACUGAUUCAAUCGUGGAAGGUGGAAGGUGAUUUUUUUUUGCAUCUGCAACCUAAGAUUUUUCUGUCAGCAGGUUAUGUAAUUUUUGUUCAAGGCUUGAAAUUUCUCAAGAUAUUUUUUUAUUUGAGGAGGAAUAAGUUAAGAUAAGCAGAAGAAAAGAAGAUUAAAGAUGAAACGGUUUGGUAAUAUCAGUACAAGUAGUUCAGGCUUUCCUCCACUGGUCAGUUGUAGGAGUAGGGACGUACUUGCUACUGAAUUAUUAGUUUGUGAGAUAUUGAGUAGAGUCCCUGUUAAAUCCAUCAUGAGUUGCAAGUGCGUAUGCAAAUCUUGGCAAUCCAUAAUUUGUAAGAGCCCAUACUUCAUUGAUUUACACUUCAGCCGAUCAAAAUCACGCACUAGUCUGGGUAAUGGUGGUGAUGUCUCCUUACUUAUCGAAUGGGUUAGAUAUGCUUGGGAAGGACCACGUUUGUUAUCAGCGGAAAUCCAACUGUCUGAAGGAGGAGGAGGAGCAACUGUGCAAGGGGAAAUACCUGUUCCCCAGUGUCCUGAAGGGCAUACAGUCAUUGUCGGUAUACUCAAUGGUUUGUUUUGUUUAGCAGAUAAUGAAGCAGACUGUGUAUGCGUAUUCAAUCCCAGCACCAGAAAAUCAACACCUUGGAUUAAGUCAGCAAUUAAACAACAGCAUGAAGAUGAAUCCGAGGAAAUACAAGUAAUAGAUGAAGAUGGUGAUCACGUGAUACAUGAGGUUACCUAUCACAAUUUUGGAUAUGCUUUCGGAUAUGAUCCUGCUACCGAAGAACACAAAGUGGUUGCUUUUUGGCAGAAAAAAACGAAAACCUGGCAUGGGACACGUUUUGACGCUGUUUGCGAGGUUUUGACCAUUUGUGGCCGAGAAGACAAAACCAAUAAUAGUUCAUCAUGCAGAAGGUUCCGCGAGGUCUCAGUCCCACCAAAAGUGGAUGCCCAGGAACUUAGUAAACCUCUUUAUGCAAGUGGUUCCAUAUACUGGUUGUACAAUGACUUGUUAUUAAAAAAGGAACCAUUUGUUCUCCAAUUUAAUGUUGGGACUGAAGGGUUUAGAAUGUUUUCUGUUCCUAAUUUCAUUGUGGGUGAAAUCCUCUAUCCUUGCCAUGGUCAUCUGAUUGAAGUCGAUGGUCAUCUAGCUGUGGUUGGUAAGAAGAAGGUAGAUAUGGAAUGUCAAAAGAAUAACAACACAUCAAUGAAGAUGUGUAUCCUUCAUGUUAACCAUGAUCAAGACAGAAGAAUGCAGAACGCAAAUACUGUGACAUGUAUGAGCAGGGUUGCAUGCAGCACCAGUACUGAUUAUUAUUGGAUCGAGGAGGCCUUCUUAAUGCCACCGCCUUCUGACUGGACACCGAUACUCCCUGAUGCUAUUCUAUCCAUUCCAGGGACUGAUUGGUUCAUCAUAAAAUCCUUUGAGAAAGGUGAUUUCGGUUUUUAUUUUUACAACUGGAGGACGAAGUAUUUCAGCUCGACUAAGACUGAAAUAGUUGGAAUGGCUUCACUCUUUCAAGAUACCACCCAACUCUCUUCGUCAUUUUUCGUUCUCCGCACCUACAGUGAAAGCCUCCUGCCUGUAGUUUAAGAGCAGCAUUACUUUCUCUUUCAUUCUGUACAAGGUUCAUUAUGCAUAUUUAGUUGAUAAUUUGACAAUUUUUGUUGUAUAGUUAAUGUUAGCUAAUCAUUUGGUAAUUCCCCAUUUCAAA
Molecule: messenger RNA, 1990 nt
Organism: Papaver somniferum (opium poppy)
Lineage: Eukaryota; Viridiplantae; Streptophyta; Magnoliopsida; Ranunculales; Papaveraceae
Product: F-box protein At4g19940-like
Exons: 2
Coding region: 433-1869 (478 amino acids)
Molecular function (GO): protein binding
Source: RefSeq, a predicted model, not a curated record